Salvia miltiorrhiza (redroot sage) is the source of this 1687-nucleotide messenger RNA. RefSeq lists its product as uncharacterized. Bases 593 to 1687 code for a protein of 364 amino acids. NCBI's taxonomy places the organism in Eukaryota, Viridiplantae, Streptophyta, Magnoliopsida, Lamiales, Lamiaceae. The record is from RefSeq and is a predicted model, not a curated record. The transcript is spliced from 3 exons.
UACUAGAGAGCCUACCAUAUAAUUAUCCGCCAGUAAUUCGUAUCCUCUAGAAUUAGCCGCGUGAAAGAAACCCAAAGCGGCUACUUCUAGCGGAUACUUUUUACUGGCGGAUAAUAGUACCAUGUCAUUUAUUACUGCUUUUUAUAUCACAAUAUAUAUAAAUUUUAUUUAUUAUCGUUCCAAUUAAUGGUUGUUGUAUUUUUUUCAAUUUUGAAGAGCUAAAGCUAAUUUAAUUGUGAUUGGACAAUUCAACCGGCAAGGGUGAAGCUUUAUAGGGUGGGAAUCUAUAGGCUUUGCAGCAAAUUAAGUCACGGGCGGCUAGAAUUGAGUGGGCACGGCUUUUGUGGGAUUUGUUUGAAAAAAUUGAAGCUUUGAUAAGAGAGAUAAAUUGGGUAGGGCCCAUUUACACAAUAUUUUAUGUUAAAUUAGGGUUAAGAAGUAGAGAAGCAGCCGCGCACUUGAGAGAAGGAAAAAAUCAGCCGCUGGAGGAAAAAACCCAUUGUUUUGGUUCCUCUUCUUCAAAUCAGCCGCACUCCACUUGAGAGAAGGAAAAAAUCAGCCCAUUUACACAAUAUUUUACACAAUUCACGCCAUGGCUUCUUCUUCAAACCAAGUCCCUUAUUCGAGGCGCGAGCAAAUCAAUCGUGUGGCAGUUGAGAUCAGUACGUACAACAAUAUUACUUACCUAUCGACAGUAGUCUCGAGACUAAACGAAAUUGGCGGUUUUGCACUGGAGAAUACGUUCAGGCGCGGGUGCUUUGGGAUGAUGUUGGAUUGGCAGCCGGGCCAGAAGUGCAAUGCUGCAUUGCACCAUAUUGUCUCUCGUCAUCUUAAGAUCACGAGAGACGAUGAGGAUGAUGAGAUCUGCUUCUACAUCAACGGGAGGAACGUUGAGUUUACUCCGAGAGAUUUCGCUCUCGUGACAGGAUUGUCCUUUGGGGAUGAUCCUUUUGAUCCCGAGGCUGAGCACGAUCUUAGUCGGGCUCAUACAUUUAGACAAUUUUGCCGCUCUCAACCGGUGUCAGUGCGGGAGCUGGCGGAUAUAUAUUUCGACACCGUCAAUCCAGUGGUUGACACCGACGGCGGGUUGUACCUCCGUGUGGCCCACUUGUUGGUGCUACACGCAUUUGUAUUAGGAGUGGACGUGCGCCGACCCGUGCAGUCCUGGACUUGGAAGCUGGUGGAUGAUUUGCCGACCUUUUCCAGAUUUCCUUGGGGAUCGUGCGCGUAUAGAAGCUUGAACUACAGGUUGAAGCACAGCACAAUCAAAAAGGAUUGUAAAAAGUAUCACUUCUACGGUCCUUCUUGGGCCCUAUUCAUUUGGGGUCUUGAGAAAAUUCCCUAUUUGGGCCCAGCCAUAGCCAUAUGCAAUGCGGGGGUUUACCCUAGAUUUCGGAGGUGGACGUUCGUGAAGACCAAGUUGGAUGGGUUACAGAGUUAUUUUGAGUCUCCGGAGAACGGGAUAUGGGAGAUGGUCCCCGAUGAGUACGAGGCCAAGACAUCUUACUGGCUAUCGGUGGCAGGCGUCAAUGCCGGGAUAGGGGUUCGAGUACCAGAGCCGGCAGUCUUUGGUCAUAGGCAGCCUCGGCAGCGCUACACUGGUGGGGACCACAACGAGGAUGCUCCGCACUUAUCUUCUGUUUUUUCUCUCGGAGGUCCUCUUCGCAGUGUAGCGACGACUCUUUGA